Messenger RNA from Dentiscutata erythropus, 552 nucleotides. The record is from the annotation of a GenBank genome assembly. Lineage: Eukaryota; Fungi; Glomeromycota; Glomeromycetes; Diversisporales; Gigasporaceae.
AUGGCUAGAAUUGCGGAAUUGGAACAUGCUAUGGAAGAGAGUGUUAAACGUGAAGCUAAAAACAUUGAGCUUAAAACUGAAGUGAUGAAAUUAAGAAAUGAUGUUGAGGAGCUCAAACGGAAAACCCCUCAAACUAUUACUAAUGCUCCUUACACGAAAGACAAUUUACAAUCACAGGUUUGUUCAAUAUUACCAGAAACUUCCCAGAUAAAUAUUAUUUCAACACUUGAUGAGGAUAACUCCGGAGAUUUAGUUAGUAAUAGCACUGAAGCUCCCACUUCUCGAGAUCAAGAAUCGGUACAAAAAACACCUUGUUCUUCUGGAAAUCCUACAAUUGGGGUACAGAGUACCAUUUUUCACGAAAUAAUUUCCCAAGAUACUGCAUCUACUCUGACUCAUAACCAAAAAACUAUUCAAUCGGAAUCUCUGUAUGAAGAAGCAAAACUUCAAGUAGAUGCAUUAUCUACACCUCAACCCAAGAAGACCCUACCUGAAAAACAGAAUAAUUCAGCUCAUUAUUGUGCUUAUUUUCAUAAUAAAAUAUUAGGUUGA